AUGAAUGCAAUUCCAUAUGCCUCGGCUAUUGGAUCCAUCAUGUACGCCAUGCUUUGUACACGCCCUAAUGUAGCCUAUGCUCUAAGUGUUGCAAGCAGAUACCAGUCAAACCCAGGAGAGGCUCACUGGGUUGCAGCUAAAAAUAUCCUUAAAUACUUUAGAAGAACUAAGAAUAAGUUUCUUGUCUAUGGAGAUGAGGAGGAGCUCAUUGUAAAUGGUUACACCGAUGCUAGUUUCCAAACUGACAAGGACGACUUCGGAUCUCAAUCUGGAUUUGUAUUUUGCCUUAACGGUGGAGCGGUGAGCUGGAAAAGUUCCAAGCAAGAGAUGGUGGCAGAUUCUACGACAGAGGCCGAGUACAUAGCAGCUUCGAAAGCUGCAAAGGAGGCUGUUUGGAUUAGAAAGUUUAUUUCUGAGUUGGUGGUUGUACCUGGUGCGUCCAGUCCAAUGGACCUCUAUUGUGAUAAUAGUGGUGCCAUUGCACAAGCCAAGGAGCUUAGAUCACACCAAAAAUCCAAGCACAUACUACGACAUUAUCACCUAAUUCGAGAGAUAAUAGAUAGAGGUGAUAUGAAGAUAUGCAAGAAUGCACCAUUAUUGUGCCAAUGGCCCCUCUACUGCACUACAUUCCACAGAAAGGCAAUGGCUUUGGAGGUACAAGUCAUAGAGUCGUCAUUUGUAGCGCCGAGCGAGGCAAUGCCGCACAAGGGCCUAUGGGUCUCCUCCCUCGACCUCAGUUUGGCCAACAGAGGCUACACGCCAACAGUCUACUUCUACCGCUCCGCUGUCGCAGCCACUGCCAACUUGUCCGACGUGGCCGCCAGACUCAAGGAGUCCUUGGCCAAGGCCCUGGUGGCUUUCUACCCUUUCGCUGGCCGCGUCGGCGUCGGCGUCGGCGACGAUGGCAGAACACAGAUCAACUGCAACAGCGAGGGCGCGCUCUUUGUUGUCGCUCGCUCUGAGCUCACCGUUGAUGACAUCAUCGACUUGAUGCCAUCGACGGAGCUGAGAAGGCGGUUUGUUCCUCACAUUGAGCCUCCGUCUGUUAUACUGGCCAUACAGGUGACGUUUCUAAAGUGCGGUGGGAUAGUGCUAGGGACGGCCCUCCACCAUGUCUCCAUGGAUGCCCUGGGAGCCUUUCACUUCUUCCAGACGUGGUCGGCCAUCUCGAGAGACGGCGAUGGUGCUCGCGUGGAGCUCCCCUGCCACGACCGGACGCUGCUGCGCGCCAGGUCCCCGCCAGUCGUCCACCCCGAGGCACUCUCCGUGUUCUGCCCUACGAACAACUUGACCGAGCCACGGGGACCCGUAGCCAGCAGGGCCUUCCCCAUUUCCAAGGACCAGAUCGCCACCCUGAAGCACAUCUGCGGCGGCGGCGCAAGCACAUUCUGCGCCGUGAGCGCCCUCGUGUGGCAGAGCGCCUGCGUCGCGCGGCGGCUCCCCGCGGACGCCGAGGCACGCUUGUCAUUCUCCGCAAACAUCCGCCGGAAACUGAGGCCGCCCAUCCCAGACCGCUACCUGGGCAACGCGAUCGUCUCCGUCUACGCCGCCGGCGCGGCGCAGGACAUUGCCUCGGAGGCACUGGAAUCCGUCGCCGGCCGCAUCAAGGGCGCUGUCAGCCGGGUGGACGACGAGCUGGUGCGGUCCGUGAUCGACUACUACGAGCUGUCCGAGCCUGACAACCGGCCGCGGAGGGGGUUAUGCCUCAAGGAGACGGAGCUGCGGGUAGUGAGCUGGCUCGGCAUGCCGGUGCACGAUGCGGAUUUCGGAUGGGGCAUGCCAUGGAGGAUGACACGGGCAGAGCCAGCCACCGGAGGUUACGUACACAUGAUGAACAGCGGGCCGGCAGCAGAUAGCGGGAUCACGGUCGUGGCGAGCUUGGAGACUGCAGUUAUGGAGGAGUUUGAGCGACUGCUUUAUGCAAAGUUCUAGCCAACUCGGUGCUUUGUGUUUCGUUGCGAGAUAUGUCGACGGGUGCCGAUGUUUUUUACUCUGUUUUCAUCACCUCUGGGUCUAGGCAUACACCUGGCUUGGGUAAGACUAGUCCCAAAUAAUUAAGCUUAAUUAGCUUGUAUCAAAUGGCAUGAAACUACCUAUGGAUGAUACAACCAUAGUACUAUAUAUUGUUUGUCAGGAACCAUGAAAUAAUUAAUAUAGUUCUAUAUGUUUGUGAUUA
This is a messenger RNA of Panicum virgatum (switchgrass), 2176 nucleotides long. RefSeq names its product hydroxycinnamoyltransferase 4-like. The transcript is spliced from 3 exons. The record is from RefSeq and is a predicted model, not a curated record. Gene Ontology annotation, molecular function: acyltransferase activity, transferring groups other than amino-acyl groups. Bases 1 to 1932 code for a protein of 643 amino acids. Lineage: Eukaryota; Viridiplantae; Streptophyta; Magnoliopsida; Poales; Poaceae.